GUUGAACAGUGUGCGUUCUCGAAUCCCAUGGCAACAGCAACUGCGACGACACCCGUCAAGUACCGCUUGGUCGAAGCCGAAGAAGUCGACGGUGGCAACGUGCAGCAACAACAGCAGCAAGUCAGCAACGACCCACAGGCCAGCUCGUUCAAGAAGAACAAGGCCUUCAACAACGAGGCCAAGACGAAUGGUGCUGGUCCCCGUCGUGGCGGUGGUGCCGGUGGACGCUGGAAGGGCAAUGGCGGACGCGGCGGUGGCCGCGGGCGUAACUUCGAUUCGACCCAAGGCUCGUACAUAAAUGGGGUGUUUAUCCCGACCAACGACGUGACCGUCACGGCCGAGUAUGCCAAGGCUCAAAUUGAAUUCUUCUUGUCGCCGGACAAUCUCGUCCGUGAUACUUUCCUACGCCAGCACAUGGACGUGGACGGGUAUGUGCCAGUGGCCUUCGUGGGCAGCUUCCAAUCGGUGUACUCGAUGCACCAAGACUACCCAUCGCUUCUGGCGGCCAUGAAGACGUCGACUGUGUUGGAGUUCGACGAGAAGAACGAGAAGGUGCGACCUGCGGACUGGAAGAAGUGGCUCUGGCCCACGGCCGAUGGCCAAUACGGCGUGCCGCGGUACAUCAAAGUGACCGACGAUGCGUCGGCCUAAUUGCCUCUUUACCAUUUUCGAUCUCUUUUUGUGUCAAUUAAAAAUAUUAUUUUGCAUGUUCUACGAUUGGUCAUGGUGGCGUUGGCGGCGCGCACCAAACCGAUUCCCGCGAGUUCGGCCGGCAUUGAGUUGAGCCAACUGAGCGAUCGCUUGGCUGUGCGUCCCAUAGAAGGGAACCCCGUGAAGGGUCUCCUUUGUUUGCGCCACGUUGCGCUGAACUUUGUAAAACUCAUACCAUGAUUCGUCCCCUGCCUCCUCUGGAACGGAUACAACGACUUCCUGCAAUACUGGAGAAGGCUUGGGGAUGCCGUCGAAGAUGGCCAAAGUUCUUUGGAUACCAGCGUUGAGAAAGUCCAGCUGUCGAGCCACGACGGAUUCGAACGCUGCCAACAGAAUCUCCUCCGUCGACGUCUGGCCCUCCAAGUCGCUAAUGGCUUGUGCAACUGCCUCCAGUGUAGACAAGCAUCCAUCCAUUGGUUCUUUUCGAAGCGCGCCGUACAAACUUGUCGCUGUCGAUUGCACAACGACGCGAGGCAGCGACUGUAGCACUGGAUCAUUGUGAACAAUUUUCUUGGCCUCCUUCCAUGUACCAUCCACGACAACGAGCGUGAGGUUUGGACGCCAGUUGGCCGUGGAAAGCACCGUGGCAGUAGGUCCUGGGAACAACAGCAGCACCACCUCGUCAGAAUCAUGUGUCAACUUGGUAGAUGUUGCCACUUCGAGCGUGAAGUUCUCGAUGGAGUGUUGGAGGAGGGGCACGCUGGACAGAGCUUUGCGCUUGGCUUCGUUUGGAUGCUGAAUGCAGUGGACAUUGAAUCGAGUCUUGAGCUUCGGCAAUGGAAUAACGCCGCAGAAGCACACGCAUGGAGGUCGGCCACAGACGUCGCAGGUUUGCCGCGCCUUCCCCAUCAUGGGAUGCCGAUUC
Molecule: messenger RNA, 1576 nt
Organism: Aphanomyces invadans
Lineage: Eukaryota; Oomycota; Saprolegniomycetes; Saprolegniales; Verrucalvaceae
Exons: 3
Coding region: 28-651 (207 amino acids)
Molecular function (GO): RNA binding
Source: RefSeq, a predicted model, not a curated record